AUUCUGUAUCGUAUAGUUUAAACUCGUUAUGAUUAUUGAUUGGGAUUUUACACUAACGCGUAAACUUUUGUUUAUAGUUGCUGUUUUACUACUAGUUUUGUUUAUGAAAAACGCUAUAUUUACGGAACCUAAUUACUUUUAAUAUUAAAUAAGUUAAAUACAUUUAUAAUAUAAUGGGAAGCGCUACUAAUAGGCGUGUUUCUUAUUUUUAUAAUUCCGAUGUCGGUAAUUUUCAUUAUGGUCCUGGCCACCCAAUGAAACCACAUCGACUAUCAGUAACUCAUAGUUUGGUUAUGAAUUAUGGACUACACAAAAAGAUGAAAAUUUAUAGACCUUAUAAGGCAAGCGCACAGGAUAUGCUACGCUUCCACAGCGAAGAAUAUAUUGAAUUUUUGCAGCAAGUUACACCGCAAAAUAUUCAGUGCAACUCUGUUGGAUAUACAAAAUAUUUAUCGCAUUUUAGCGUAGGAGAAGAUUGUCCUGUUUUCGAUGGCCUUUUUGAAUUUUGUUCGAUGUACACUGGAGCGUCGUUGGAAGGUGCACAAAAACUAAACCACAAUCAUAGUGACAUAUGCAUAAAUUGGUCUGGUGGCUUACAUCACGCCAAAAAAUUUGAAGCUUCUGGUUUUUGUUAUGUAAAUGAUAUUGUUAUUGGAAUUUUAGAGCUAUUGAAAUACCAUCCUCGGGUUCUUUACAUUGACAUAGAUGUUCAUCAUGGUGAUGGAGUGCAAGAAGCUUUUUAUUUAACAGAUCGUGUAAUGACAGUUUCGUUUCACAAAUAUGGAAAUUAUUUUUUUCCUGGCACUGGAGAUAUGUAUGAAAUUGGUGCGGAUGCUGGACGAUUUUAUAGUGUCAAUGUUCCAUUAAAAGAAGGCAUUGAUGACAUAAGUUAUUUUCAAGUGUUUAAACCGAUUAUUUCCGCCGUUAUGGAUUUCUAUCGCCCUACAGCAAUUGUACUUCAGUGUGGAGCGGAUUCUUUGGCAGGUGAUCGAUUAGGAUGCUUUAAUCUAAGUACAAAAGGCCAUGGGGAGUGUGUAAAAUUUGUAAAAGGUCUUAACGUACCAACGCUAGUUGUUGGUGGUGGUGGUUAUACAUUACGCAAUGUUGCAAGAUGUUGGACUCACGAAACUUCGCUUUUAGUUGAUGAAAAUAUAUCAAAUGAAAUACCUAUGAAUGAAUAUCUAGAAUACUUUGCGCCUGAUUUUACAUUGCACCCAGAACCAAAUAACCGACAAGAAAAUGCCAAUUCUAAACAGUAUUUGGAAUUGAUAGUUAAGCAUGUAUAUGAAAAUUUAAAAAUGUGUCAACAUUCGCCAAGUGUACAAAUGAUACAAACUCCUCCAGACGCCAUUGAUAUGGAAGAAACACGUAUAAAAGAAGAACCGGAUCCUGAAGUUCGCAUUUCACAAACAGAGGAGGAUAAAAUGAUAGAGCCCAAAAAUGAAUUUUACGAUGGGGAUCAAGAUCAAGAUAAAGCCGAUACUACUGACAGUUAGUUUGUCAAUUUUGACUCGAACAUAGGAAGUAUUUGGUGCGAAAAACGAGACAUGGGACAAACUUCAAAUUAUGUCUUAAGCUUAGUAUUAAAAACAAAUUGUAAAUUUAGGAUUCAUUAAAUUGUAAAAUUUUAAGCUUAUGAAGUCAUUAAGACUUAUAGCUUAUUAUUAAGUAACUCUUAGUUUCAUUCAAAGUAGAACGAAAACAGCAUUUAUUUGGUUCAUGCAAUAUAAGAAGAGAAAUACUUAGUUUUUUUUUUCAUGUUAAAUUUUUUCAAUUUGUUUCUACUUUGAGCAAUAAAAAUAUUAAAUGAUAAUUUUCUAAAAAGUCUCUGCAAAAAUCUUGCUAAUUUGUUAUGCUGAAUAUUAAGAAUUGAACAAUUAUCAAUGUUAAGCUAGACUAUUAAAAUUUUACAAUGACUAUUUUUAUUUGCAAGUUGAAAUUAAAUGAUGCGGCCUAUUUAUAAAUAGA
Messenger RNA from Teleopsis dalmanni, 1968 nucleotides. RefSeq names its product histone deacetylase 3 (gene HDAC3). The transcript has 4 exons. Gene Ontology annotation, molecular function: histone deacetylase activity. The coding region runs from base 174 to 1496 and encodes 440 amino acids. The record is from RefSeq and is a predicted model, not a curated record. NCBI's taxonomy places the organism in Eukaryota, Metazoa, Arthropoda, Insecta, Diptera, Diopsidae.